Molecule: messenger RNA, 1806 nt
Organism: Parus major (Great Tit)
Lineage: Eukaryota; Metazoa; Chordata; Aves; Passeriformes; Paridae
Gene: ASB1
Product: ankyrin repeat and SOCS box containing 1
Exons: 5
Coding region: 20-1024 (334 amino acids)
Biological process (GO): protein ubiquitination; intracellular signal transduction
Cellular component (GO): ubiquitin ligase complex
Molecular function (GO): protein binding
Source: RefSeq, a predicted model, not a curated record
GCGGGGCCGGCGGGGCGCGAUGGCGGAGGGCGGGGACCCGCCCGCCCCGGGCAGCGCAGGUCGCAACCUGAAGGAAUGGCUGCGGGAGCAGUUCUGCGACCACCCUCUGGAGCACUGCGAGGACACCCGGCUGCACGACGCGGCUUUCGUAGGCGACCUGCCCACCCUGCGCAGCCUGCUGCAGGACGAGAGCUUCCAGAGCCGGAUCAACGAGAAGUCGGUGUGGUGCUGCGGCUGGCUGCCCUGCACCCCGCUGCGCAUCGCGGCCACCGCCGGCCACGGCCCCUGUGUCGAGUUCCUGCUGCGCAAAGGGGCCGAGAUCGACCUGGUGGACGUCAAGGGACAGACAGCCCUCUACGUGGCCGUGGUCAAUGGGCACCUGGAGUGUGCCAAGAUCCUGCUGGAGGCCGGUGCUGAUCCCAAUGGCAGCCGGCACCACCGCAGCACCCCGGUGUACCACGCGGCGCGGGUGGGGCGCGCCGACAUCCUGCGGGAGCUCAUCAGGUACGGUGCUGACGUGGACGUGAACCACCAGCUGGCGUCCCGCGGGCCCGGGCAGGCGCUGCGGCCGCUGACCACGCUGGUGGUGUGUCCCCUGUACAUCAGCGCUGCCUACCACAACCUGCCCUGCUUCCGCCUGCUGCUCCAGGCGGGAGCCGACCCGGAUUUUAACUGCUGCGGGCCCAUCAACGUGAAGGGCUUCUCGCGGGGCUCGCCCGUCUGCGUGCUGGACGCCGUCCUGCGACACGGCUGCGAGCCGGCCUUCGUCCGCCUCCUCAUUGACUUUGGAGCGGAUCUCAACCUCGUCAAGGUGGAGGCCCUGGGAGUGGAGGCCACGGGGAGGGUCAAGGUGAACGCCGAGGCGCUGGAGCUGUUCAAAGAAGCGAGGGGCCGCACCCGGAGCCUCCUGUCUCUGUGCCGCAUAGCUGUGCGGAGAGUCCUCGGCAAAUCCCGCCUGGAUCUGAUCCACAGCCUUCCAAUCCCACACCCCAUGAAACAAUUCUUACUCCACGAACACAGUUAAAGGAAAACUGGCUGCUUUUGGGGACAUUUUGACUUGGUAAAAGAGUGCCCUGACGGAGCCAGGUGCCAAUGCUGCCCUUUCCCCUUCAUGGGGUGCACAUAAUUCCCUGCUCCUGUGGAUGUUUUUUUUCCCUGCCAGAUUUAGGGUGCAGUGAUCCCGUGUGUUUUACUCCCUGGGGAGAGGCUGCUAAACGUGUGUGGGUGUUGCUGGAGCAAAUACAAUAUAUCCUGUAGCUGUUGGCAAAUGUGUAACCUCUGUUACUGAUCUGUGUCACACACACACACCUGGGGUCUCUGUGGCAUUUCUGUAUGGGGAAAGUGCCCCAUCUUUACUUCUUUUCUUAUCACAGCACAUAAAACCAGAAGUUCCUACCUACAUUUUACUCCAUUCCCCAUGAUAAUACCAGAGAAAACCCACCCAGAUCCAUGAAACAGGUCUGUUUUGUUUGUGGAAAAGGGAGAAAAAAGGAUUUUGUUGGUUUUUUUUUUGAGGAGUUGGGAGAUUUUGUGCUUCUAAUCACAGUGUUGCAUCCAGCAGCCUGGGCUCCUUUGAUUUCCAGUGCCUCUUCAUGCCACAAACUCCCAGGAGAGUCAUUCUUCAGGGAGUCAGCAGCCUUUUGUUGGGGUCUCAGGGUCAGCCAGUGACGUGGUCGGUGCAGAGGAAUCGUUGUCAAAACAGCAACUUUAGGAACAGAGAGAUGAUGGUGCCUCAGGAUCUCGGGAAAAAUCUCAGGUGAUAAUUGCUUUAACUUUACUGAUUCAAGUAAAAUCACUGUGUUACAA